Caenorhabditis sp. 36 PRJEB53466 is the source of this 1883-nucleotide messenger RNA. The record is from the annotation of a GenBank genome assembly. NCBI's taxonomy places the organism in Eukaryota, Metazoa, Nematoda, Chromadorea, Rhabditida, Rhabditidae.
AUGGACACCACAACUGCCAUACUCACUGAUAUAACCACUUCAAUUAGUGAAACUGUCGGCACUUUCGAUCAGGUACACAUUUCCCUUUGCUACUCAUCCUACUGUCUCGUUUCAGAGUACCGUACUAUGGGCGCUGAUCGUCGGAAUCAUUGUGGCGUUCAUUCUGGGCGCGGGAAUGGGCGCCAAUGACGUGUCAAAUGCAUUCGGCACUUCCGUAGGUCAGUAGCCAGUCGAACCAGAACAAAAAUGAUAUACAAAAGAUCACUGCAGGUUCGGGAGUCGUCACCAUUAUUCAGGCCUACAUAAUGGCCUCAAUCUUUGAAACACUCGGGUCGGUACUAGUUGGUGAGUCAUCCGUUCCGCCGCAAAGUCACUGUGUGUGUGAUUUGGUUGAAUUCAGGAUGGAGUGUGACGGAUACGAUGCGCAAAGGCGUCGUCGACACGGCACAAUACGCAGACGAUCCGAAAGCGUUGUUGCUCGGACAGGUCGCCAUUCUCGGAGGUCUAGCUCGAAAAGCUUUAUGUAAAAACUCACCAAACUUUCCGUUUUUGCAGGAUGCGCCUCGUGGCUGAUGAUCGCGACGGCCCUCCACAUGCCAGUCUCCACGACGCACUCUCUCGUGGGUGCGACUGUCGGAUUCUCGAUCGUUAUCAAAGGGUUCGAAGGCAUUCAGUGGUUGGCAAUUGUUAAGAUUGGUAAGCAAUUGGAAACCGAAAUGACAAAGAAAGAGGAAAUGUUUUGCUUUGUUCAGUCUGUUCGUGGUUCGUGUCCCCACUGCUCUCAGGGACCAUCUCCUCUGUCCUCUACAUCAUCGUCGAUCAUGUCGUCCUGAGAACUGCGAAUCCGGUGAAAGCCGGUCUCCGCGCUCUCCCAGUCUUCUACUUUGUCUGUCUUGCCUUCAAUGCUCUCAUGAUCUUCUGGGAUGGAUCGAAACGUAUAUUUAUUCUCCUUAAGGAUGCCUUUUCCAAUGGUACUCUUUCAGUUCUUCACUUUGACAAGAUCCCAUUCUGGGGCAUCAUUAUCAUUGUUCUUGGUGUCGGAUGUCUUGCCGCUGCAUUCGCCCAUUUCAUCAUGAAACCUAGAAUUCAAGCUAAGAUUCAAGGUUUUCCGUUCAAAGUUUAACGUCAGUUAAAAGUUUCAUUGAAUUCAGAUUCCGAAGUGCCGCCGACUCCGCCAAUCUUCUCCGACCUGGAAUCCGCUCGAGGUUCCUCCGAACUGAAAGAGUUCACCGAAGGAAGCAUACAAGUGGAACCGAAACCAGCGCCACCACCAGGCAAAAUCCGCAAAUUCUUCCUGUGGCUCCUUCCGAACAAACGGCAGAUCGACAGCAGAAGCACCACUCAACUGUUCGCCACGAUCCAAGUAUUCACCGCCUGCUUUGCCGGAUUCGCGCACGGAGCUCAAGAUGUGAGCAACGCCGUCGCUCCUCUCGCCGCCUUAAUCUCUAUCUACCGAUUCAAAUCGACAGAACAAAAAGAAGCGGUGCCAAUUUACGUGCUUCUCUAUGGAGUGCUCGCAAUUUGCGUCGGUCUCUGGACCCUCGGCCACCGAGUCAUCAAAACCGUCGGCCAGAGAAUGUCGGAAAUCAACCCGGCCAGUGGGUUCACCAUCGAGUUCGGAGCAGCGAUGACGGCGCUGCUCGCGAGCAAAGUCGGUCUUCCGAUCAGUACGACGCAUUGUCUGGUGGGAAGUGUCGUUGCGGUCGGAUCAAUUCGUUCCGGAGAGGGAAUCAAGUGGUCUAUAUUCCGAAAUAUCGUCAUUUCAUGGAUUGUCACACUUCCGGUUGCAGGUAAUUUGAAAUAUUGUUCAAGUUUUUGAAAGGACAUGUUCAGGACUGAUCUCGGCCGGAAUCAUGCUCAUCAUCAAGUGGACGGCUCUUUAA